UAUGAAAGCAAGGUUAAUAAAUAAUUAUUAACAAAUAUAAAAAUUAUAAAAUAUCUGAUACUGUAACACCAACAACAAUGUGACUCUGGAAAACAGUAGAACAACACACUGUGCCAUUAGUUGAAUAGUUAAAAUAUUUUAAACCAAAAUUGCAAAAAUGUUCAAGUUUUUACUAAUCAACUUUAUCGUUUCUUUAAUUUUUGUGAAUUCAGAAAUAUAUAAGCCUUUGCUUUUACCACAAUUACCGUUUGGUGAAUAUCGAAUAAAUUACUUAGGACUAACGCGUUGUACUGCUAUGCCAUUGCUAGUCGACAAAAUUUUAUUUAAUUUUUACCUAAGCAAAAAGUCUGCUAAUACCACAGAAAUCAGAGGAAAUUUAACAAAUUUUGUCCAAUUUGAUGAUUCUCUUAAUUUAGAAUUAAAUAUGGCGGUAAAAGACUCAAUUGGUGGUUGGAAGGAUAAUGCAUUUGUAUUUAAGCAACCUAAAGCUUGCACGUCUCUCAAAAAAUUGUUUGGUGAAGCUUGGACCCAUGUAAUGGAAGGUGUAGGAGUCUAUAAUGCAACAUGCCCUAUUCCCGUGGGUCUUUAUAAGUUAUCUGGAAUAGAUACUGCAGUUUUCUCAUUAGUCAAUUUUCCCAAGACAUAUUUUUAUGGAGUAUACAAAUUUCGUUUCUUUUUUACAAAAAACAAUGAAGUCUAUGGCUGUACUAUUUUAGUUAUAGAAUUAAAGAGGCCAUGGGAAAACAAUUAAACAUAUAAUUAUUGUUAAACGAUAAUAACAUGUUUUAAUAUAAUACAUAUAUUUUAUAAACUUGAGUGAUAUUGUAAUUUUAUUUUUCUUAUCUUAUUAAUAGUAAUUAACAAUAUUUAUUUUUAUUACGACACAUGAUUACUAUGCAUGUCUUCUCUGUGUUUUUUUCGCGAAAUCAAAUGUUACUGAAAAUUUAAAUUCAUGUAAAAAAAAAUAUUGUCGCUUCAAGUAUGACCAUCGUUACCAGUAUAAAAAACGACGUUUUAAUAUUAUAUG
Aphis gossypii (cotton aphid) is the source of this 1027-nucleotide messenger RNA. RefSeq lists its product as uncharacterized. Bases 158 to 751 code for a protein of 197 amino acids. The record is from RefSeq and is a predicted model, not a curated record. Lineage: Eukaryota; Metazoa; Arthropoda; Insecta; Hemiptera; Aphididae. The transcript is spliced from 4 exons.